Molecule: messenger RNA, 1509 nt
Organism: Papaver somniferum (opium poppy)
Lineage: Eukaryota; Viridiplantae; Streptophyta; Magnoliopsida; Ranunculales; Papaveraceae
Product: disease resistance protein RGA2-like
Exons: 3
Coding region: 1-1509 (502 amino acids)
Source: RefSeq, a predicted model, not a curated record
AUGAUUGAUUACAAAUUCUCAAGUAACAAGAAAUUGCGUGUGCUAUAUUUUGGUCGUAGUGCUAAAGGCUGUCCAGAGGUUACAUAUCCUGCGGCUAGUAAGAUAAGGCAUUUAAGGUACUUUCAGAUUUCCGGUUUAAAACUUAUUAAUAUGCAUGAUGAUGAAUCCAUCGGUAAGCUUUACAAUUUGCAGACGUUGGUAUUAAGUGGGUGUGGCUCUGUCCAUAAUGUUCUUAAGAACAUGGGAUCCUUGAAAAAUCUCAGGUUCCUUGAUAUCUCGUCUUCGGAUAUUAAAAAACUACCUGACUCUGUCACUAGUCUAUCAUUACCAGAAGAUUAUGGAGCAUUGUGUCAGUUAAGGUCCCUUGACCUAGAAGGUACUGGAAUCAACGUAUUACCAGACUCCUGUUCAAACCUUCACAAUCUUGAGGUGCUGCAUCUUUUCCACUGUGAGCUUCCCAAAGAUGUAAAGAGUUUUACAAAACUUCAAAGAUUUCGUUACACUUAUCGGGAAAAACCAAUUAUGCUGGAGGGUGUAGGAAAACUAGUUCGCCUUCAAGGUUUGAUUAACGCUGUGCCGGAUAAACUAAUAAAUGAAGCUGAAUGUAACGUUGGUGUUGAAGAGUUGGGAAACCUAAACUUUCUAGAGGCACUAGAUAUUGUGAAUCUUGAAAACGUGAAAGACCCAAUUGAUGCUGAGAGAGCAAAUUUAAAAGGAAAACAGAAUCUUCGUGAAUUGGGUCUAUGUUGGGGUAAAAGAGAAGAAGAGUUGAGCGCGAUGUGGUGGGACCAGAAUGCAUGUAAUGAUCUUCAAGUGUUGCAAGCUCUCCAACCUCCUCCUGGUUUGACAACAUUGGCUACCAGCAUCUAUUGGGCAGCUCCCAGUUUAGAUAUUGGUGGAUUUCCUUGCUUAAUCGAACUUUAUCUUAAUGAUCUGUUCCUUCUGGAAGAAUUGUGUCCAUAUCCUCAUCUUCAGCUUCUGAGGAUUAUUGACUGCAAAUGUUUGAAGGAAAUCCCUUCGUUUCCUUCUUUGACGACAUUGGUAUUGGUGAAGGUCGACCCCAAGUUAGUAUUCUCAGUUGGGAGAAACAAGACAUCUCUCACACAUCUAUGGUUGAAGAAUAUUGAGGAGCUUACAUACUUCCCAAUGAACAUACUCCAAAGCAAUUGUAAUCUUCAACUUCUGCGGAUAAAAAAUUGCAAUCUGUUUGAAGGAUUUGGUGUAAAUGAUGAUGAGAAUAAGAACGACUCCCCUAAAUUCCAUGGUGGUUCCAUUCAGAAAUUGAUGUUGCAGGACUGCCCAGUUCUUAAGUUUCUGCCAGACUUGCAAGGAUCGACUUCUCUUCAGCAAUUGACCAUCUUCAAUUGCCCACAACUGAAGAAAUCUUUAACAUAUGAUCUGAAAUCCCUCUCAUUUCUUAAAGAAUUGUAUCUUGAUUUUAAUCAAAGAGAAGAGCAGCGAGGCGAUCCAUCUAAUAUGUAUGACUUGAUUAAUUUGAUGAAGAUGUAG